UUCAUCCAGGAUCAGCAGCUGUUGGCCUUUUCGACACAGUCUACCACGGAAGCGGACAGGCUCGAAGGUGGCUGAGUGAUGUCGUGGAUGCGUGACUUUGGAUGCUGCCUGCUGUGCUUGGUGUGUGCGGCACUGUGCAUCUUCUGCGUAGUUCGCGUCACGCAAUUUGAAGAUGAGAAGCACAUCUUUAUAUCGCCUCCCCAACAGAAGAAGGCCGUGGUUGUUGAUUUGACAAACACUUUCACCAAUGACACUAUAUACUGGAAAGACGGCGAAUCUUUUCAUCUAGAUAUAGAAGUUAUUCCCGGCUCUAAUGAUGAAUGGUCACAGAGAGAUAGCAUCUCGGAAGCAACACAUGGCGGUACACACAUAGACGCUCCGUUGCACUGCGCCAAGGGUGGGUGGUCUGUGGCGGACAUUCCCAUUGAACGUCUUAUGUACGUGCCCAUUGUGAAGCUAGACAUCCGGCCACAGGCGGAAGCUGAUCCCAACUACAGCGUCACUUUGUCCGACAUACGUGACUGGGAAAGCCGCUACGGAACAGUUCCUGAUGGCUGCCUCUUUCUUCUCGAGACUGGACAGUGCAGAUUCUGGCCCAAUCGGACGGCAUACAUGGGACUGGACGAGAAUGGGGACCGACACUUUCCCUCCCUCACACCUGAAGCAGCAACGUUUCUCACAACCGAGCGGCGGCCGUACGGUAUGGGCGUGGACGGGCCUUCGCUGGAUCACUACCCUGAGCUCAACGUGCACCGAAUUCUUGCCGCGGCAAGCUUGUACAGCACCGAGAACUUGGCCUGUCUGUCACGUGUGCCGGCCACGGGGGCAAUUGGCAUCGUCCUUCCCAUGAAAAUACAAGGUGCUAGUGGGGCUCCCGUCCGCGUUGUGGCAACGUUACCCUAACACAAACUUCACUAGUUGCUCCACCUCUCUAUGCAAUGUACAUCUGCUACAGAUGCAAAAUAUGAAAUUGGAACAAUAAAAAGCAAAGAAAAAAAAACAGCAGAAGGACUUGGGAC
This is a messenger RNA of Dermacentor silvarum, 1019 nucleotides long. Its product is annotated as isatin hydrolase. The coding region runs from base 79 to 903 and encodes 274 amino acids. The record is from RefSeq and is a predicted model, not a curated record. The transcript is spliced from 4 exons. NCBI's taxonomy places the organism in Eukaryota, Metazoa, Arthropoda, Arachnida, Ixodida, Ixodidae. Gene Ontology annotation, molecular function: arylformamidase activity.